This is a messenger RNA of Talaromyces rugulosus, 909 nucleotides long. RefSeq lists its product as uncharacterized. Bases 1 to 909 code for a protein of 302 amino acids. The record is from RefSeq and is a predicted model, not a curated record. Lineage: Eukaryota; Fungi; Ascomycota; Eurotiomycetes; Eurotiales; Trichocomaceae. Gene Ontology annotation, molecular function: methyltransferase activity. The transcript has 6 exons.
AUGGCAAUGACGCCGGAUGACUCUUCUGGAGAUUGUGAUACCCAGUCUCUCACGGCCAGUGUCACAGACUAUCCGAGGGAGAAUGGUCGCACCUAUCAUCGCUACCAUGAGGGUUUAUACCCGUACCCAAACGACGAGCAGGAGCUUGAUCGUCUAGAUAUGCAGCAUCACAUUUGGAAGCAGGUCAACCAAAACCGGCUAUAUCACGCUCCUCUCCGGGAUCCCAAGCGGAUUCUCGACAUUGGCACCGGCUCCGGCAUAUGGCCCAUUGAAAUGGCCGCUCUGUUUCCAGAAGCAAACAUCACUGGGACAGACUUGUCCCCGGUCCAACCAACCGAAGUCCCUCCAAAUGUGCAUUUUCUGGUCGAGGACGCCACAGAAGACGAAUGGCUGUGGGAGUCUGAUUAUUUCGACUACGUCCGUCUGGGCAACAUGACUGGCUCCCUGCCCUCUGUGGCUGAACUCAUGAAGAAGGUGAUGCGAGUACUCAAACCCGGCGGCUGGUUUGAAUGGCACGAGAUCGACCCGACGCCACGCUGUGACGACGGUACCAUGCCGCCGCCGAACGAGGAAGGCUUCAGCGCAACCCACGCGAGAGUUCACUAUUGCUCCUCGUCUGGCCCGCAAGAUGAGAGCGGAAGGGUUCAAAAUAUUCAAGAUAACACCACAAAGGUGCCCAUGAAUCGAUGGCCACGAGAUCCCCAGCUCAAGACGUGGGGGGAGUGGUACGAGGCCAACUGGCUGGACGGGUUGUCGGCAUACACUUACAAGCCGCUGCUCGCCCUGGGCUGGUCGAAGCCUGAGAUCGAAGUCUUUAUGGUAUCGGUUCGAAAGUGCAUCAGCAAUCGCCGUUUCCACACCUAUCACAAUUUCCACGUCGUGUUUGGACAAAAGCCGUAUCCGGGUUAA